This is a messenger RNA of Drosophila eugracilis, 4208 nucleotides long. Its product is annotated as probable multidrug resistance-associated protein lethal(2)03659. The coding region runs from base 167 to 4054 and encodes 1295 amino acids. Gene Ontology annotation, biological process: transmembrane transport. The transcript is spliced from 7 exons. Lineage: Eukaryota; Metazoa; Arthropoda; Insecta; Diptera; Drosophilidae. Gene Ontology annotation, molecular function: ATP binding; ABC-type transporter activity; ATP hydrolysis activity. The record is from RefSeq and is a predicted model, not a curated record. Gene Ontology annotation, cellular component: membrane.
CGCAACGGUUGGGUUUAUCUCCAACUCUUUUUAUUAUCUAAUGGAAAGUUUUUGGCUAUAAUCAAGUGAAAAUUAACCAAUCGAUAUCCCAAUAAAGUGAAUUUAAUUCAAUAAAUGAUCAAAAUAAAAAUAUAUUUUUGUUUUAAUGUUAAAAAUAACAUAAAACAUGCAAGCUGACAAACUGCCAACGAAUCCUCGCCAGUCUGCGGGGAUUUUCUCCACCCUUAUGUUCUGCUUCGCGUUGCCCAUUCUUUUUAAGGGUAGAAAAAAGACCCUGGAGCCGACUGAUCUUUAUACGACCUUAAAGGGUCACAAAGCGGAUACGCUGGGUAAUAAAUUCUUUGAGACUUGGCAGGCGGAAGUCAAGUCCUGUAAGGAUAAACCCAAAAAGGAACCAAGCAUCCUAAAGGUCAUAGUAAAGGUAUUCGGAUGGCAACUGUUCGUAUCGGGUAUCAUUUGCGGAUUUCUGGAGUUGGGAACGAGAGCCACUUUGCCACUUAUCCUGGGAGCUCUAAUAUCGGAAUUUACAAGCCAUGGAAAUGGAGAUGGUCUCUGGGCUCAAAUUUAUGGACUGACACUGAUUCUGACUACUCUUUUUUCGGUUCUAAUGUUCCAUCCCUUCAUGAUGGGUAUGAUGCAUUUGGCCAUGAAAAUGAGAGUGGCAGUGAGUACGGCUAUUUAUCGAAAAGCCCUACGUUUGAGUCGCACUGCCUUGGGAGAUACAACCACAGGUCAGGUGGUUAACCUUAUAUCCAACGAUCUGGGUCGCUUCGAUCGGGCCUUGAUACACUUUCACUUCCUGUGGCUGGGACCACUGGAGUUGCUCAUAUCCUUGUAUUUUCUAUACCAGCAAAUAGGAAUAGCUUCGCUUUAUGGAAUCGGAAUCUUAAUUCUAUAUCUGCCACUGCAGACAUUCAUGAGCCGACUCACCUCGAAGCUGAGACUGCAAACAGCCCUGAGAACUGAUCAGAGAGUUAGGAUGAUGAAUGAGAUUAUAUCGGGAAUCCAGGUGAUCAAAAUGUACACCUGGGAGAAGCCAUUUGCCAAGAUGAUCGAGAGAUUGCGACGCAGCGAAAUGAGUUCCAUUCGGAAGGUGAACUACAUUCGAGGAACUCUUCUGUCCUUUGAGAUUACUUUGGGAAGAAUUGCGAUAUUCGUAAGUCUUCUAGGAUUUGUCCUCAUGGGUGGAGAAUUGACUGCAGAAAGGGCUUUCUCCGUUACCGCUUUCUACAAUAUCUUGCGACGAACUGUGAGCAAAUUCUUCCCAAGUGGAAUGUCCCAGUUCGCCGAACUGAUGGUUACCCUGAGGAGAAUCAAAACUUUUAUGAUGAGAAAUGAAACUGAUAAUCAAAAAUCUGAAGUUGGACAAAAAAUUCAACUGUUUAAGGAGAAUCCUAUAGUGGAACUGCAAUCCUUUCGAGCCCGCUGGAAUGAAGAGCAUGUGGAUCCUGUUUUGGAUAAUAUAAAUAUCAGUCUUAAGCCUCCGCAAUUGGUGGCCGUCAUUGGACCCGUUGGAUCGGGUAAGUCCAGUCUGAUACAAGCCAUCUUGGGAGAACUUCCUGGUGAGUCUGGAAAGCUUAAAGUCCAGGGUAAAAUCUCCUAUGCUUCCCAAGAACCCUGGCUGUUCAAUGCCUCCGUUAGAGAUAAUAUUCUCUUUGGUUUACCCAUGGAUAAGCAUCGAUAUCGCAAUGUCGUAAAGAAAUGCGCCCUGGAAAGAGAUUUCGAACUGCUACAGGGAGACCGCACUUUUGUGGGUGAAAGGGGAGCCUCCCUGUCCGGUGGCCAAAGAGCCAGGAUUAGUCUAGCCAGGGCGGUUUAUCGCCAAGCGGAUACCUACCUCCUCGAUGACCCUUUGAGCGCUGUGGAUACCCAUGUAGGACGUCAUUUAUUCGAGGAGUGCAUGCGUGGCUAUCUAAGGGAUAAACUGGUGAUCCUGGUUACCCAUCAGCUGCAAUUCCUGGAGCAUGCCGAUCUUAUAGUGAUCAUGGAUAAGGGAAAGAUAACAGCUAUUGGUACGUAUGAGGAAAUGCUCAAAAGUGGUCAGGAUUUUGCGAAGCUUUUGGCUAAGGAGACUCAAGAGGAAAAGGAACUGUCGGAUCACGAGCAGGAUAAUGGAAGUGGCGAUGCCAAAGUGGAUAAAUCGAACUACUCCCGCCAAAGCAGUCGGUUAAGUAGAUCCAGCAUCACCUCAGCAGAUUCUGGUGCGGAUUCUGUAAUGGAAGUGGUAGAUGAAAGACAGCCCAUUCAGGAGACACGUUCCAAAGGUCAAAUCGGAUUGGGAAUGUAUGGAAAAUAUUUUUCUGCCGGUUCUGGGUGGUUUAUGGUUAUCCUCGUUGCAUUCUUCUGCCUGGGCACUCAAAUUCUGGCUUCUGGAGGAGAUUACUUCCUGUCCUACUGGGUAAAAAACACGGGGUCUUCAUCGUCGAUGGACAUUUACAUCUUUAGUGGAAUCAAUAUAGCCCUAGUGAUCUUCGCCCUGCUCCGAACAUUACUCUUCUUCAGCAUGGCAAUGCACUCAUCCACCCAGUUGCAUAAUACCAUGUUCCAAGGUGUUUCCCGCACUGCUCUAUACUUCUUCCAUGCCAAUCCCUCGGGGAGAAUCCUUAAUAGAUUCGCUAUGGAUCUGGGGCAAGUGGAUGAAAUCCUGCCUGCCGUGAUGCUGGAUUGCAUUCAAAUAUUCCUAACGAUCAGUGGAAUUAUUGGGGUUUUGUGCAUUACAAAUCCCUGGUAUUUGGUUAAUACCAUGACCAUGUUCCUGGCUUUUCAUUUCCUUCGUAAGUUCUAUCUGAGCACUUCGAGGGACGUGAAAAGAUUGGAAGCCGUCGCCAGGUCACCAAUGUAUUCGCAUUUCAGUGCCACUUUAAAUGGUCUUCCCACCAUCCGAGCAAUGGGUGCCCAGGAAUUGCUGACCAAAGAAUAUGAUAACUACCAGGAUCUCCACAGCUCUGGAUACUAUACUUUCCUCUCGACAAAUCGAGCUUUUGGUUACUAUCUCGAUCUGUUUUGUGUGGCCUAUGUUAUAUCGGUAACCCUGAUGAGCUACUUUAAUCCGCCGCUUGAUAAUCCUGGGCAGAUCGGCUUGGCUAUCACCCAAGCUAUGUCCAUGACUGGAACUGUACAGUGGGGCAUGCGACAAUCUGCUGAACUGGAGAAUUCCAUGACAUCUGUAGAACGAGUACUGGAAUACAGAAGCCUGGAAUCAGAAGGAGAAUUCGAAUCUCCGGCGGAUAAGAAGCCACCCAAAAAUUGGCCACGAGAGGGUCAGAUAAUAGCGGAAGAUCUGAGUCUGCGAUACAACCCUGAUCCGAAAACGGAUAAUGUGUUGAAGUCACUGGAUUUCGUUAUCCAGCCACGCGAGAAGAUUGGCAUUGUGGGCAGAACUGGCGCUGGAAAAUCAUCCCUUAUAAAUGCCCUCUUCAGACUUUCAUAUAACGAUGGAUCCAUGGUCAUAGAUAACAGGGAUAUAGGCGAAAUGGGACUACACGAUCUGCGCAGCAAAAUCUCCAUAAUACCCCAGGAGCCAGUGCUAUUUUCGGGCACAAUGCGCUAUAAUUUGGAUCCGUUCGAGCAGUAUACUGAUGAUAAGCUAUGGGAGGCUCUGGAAGAGGUUCAUCUCAAAGAGGAGGUAUCCGAGUUACCGAAGGGUCUUGAAAGUAUGAUCGCAGAAGGUGGAGCAAACUACAGUGUGGGUCAAAGGCAGUUGGUCUGUUUGGCCAGGGCAAUACUUCGGGAGAAUCGCAUCCUUGUAAUGGAUGAGGCCACGGCCAAUGUAGAUCCUCAAACGGACGCCCUUAUACAGUCCACCAUCCGGAAGAAGUUCAGGGAUUGCACCGUACUUACCAUAGCCCAUAGGUUAAACACGAUCAUUGAUUCGGAUAAGGUCAUGGUAUUGGAUGCCGGCAAUCUGGUUGAAUUCGGUUCACCCUAUGAACUUUUGACCCAAUCAUGGAGCAAAAUCUUUUACGGAAUGGUCCUGCAGACAGGGCGCUCCAGUUUCGAGCACCUCCUGAAAAUGGCACAUCAGGCCCAGGAGAGUAAAUUGCUGUCGGAAUAAGUGACGAAAAUAUUUACAAUCAAAUUCAUCGAAGAAACUUAAUGACUUUGUGAAACUUAAAUAUUAAUACUAGUGAUUGCUAUAUUUUAUUAGUUAUAAGGAAUGUAAUAUAUAUAUUAAAUUGUAUUCUUAAAAAAAAAAAACUCAUUAAACA